CCAUGCACCCUUUGCUAAUCAUGUAUCUUAGUAGACAUUAGUAGUAAUCUUCUCUCAAAUUGGGACAUAUAAAGCGUGCAGACAGAGAGAGAGAGAGAGAGAGGCAUUACUGCUCAAGGGAUAGGUGUCCAUACAGUGUGGAAGGGGAAAUGGACGUGUAGCCGGUUUUGUUAAGAGGGUACACAGUGCAUCGCUGUCUAGCAUGUGAAGGGUGUUGUGUUGUUGUGGAUUUCUUUCUCUCUCUUUACAUUUACAUGCACCCCAACUGGCACUUUGCACAUAUGGGAAGGAAGAGAGUCAGGACAAAACUAGUCUAGGAUUGGAGUCCGAUUCUCUUGGUUUUCUCCAACACUUUAUCCAACUUGGCUGGUGUUCACCCGAAACCAAAACUAGAUAGCCACGUUGCCACGCAGUUAAUAAUACCUAGUAUAGUAGUAUGUGAGUGUUUCAUCCAAGUUGAACUCUCUCUUUUUACCAUUACUCCCUCUUCAUCAUAAAUUGGACACUCCUUCAAAGUAAAACCAGAAUAAGUAGUGUGAAUAACCAACCCAUUUUAGAUUUCAUUCCUUUGAGAAGCAAAGGAGAUGAAUGCAUUGGCUUCACAAUGCAGUAGUGGGUGUGAGUCUGGCUGGACUCUAUACCUGGAGCACUCUUUCCAGCUGAACCACAAUGCCUCUUCACAUACAACUUCGCAGUUGUUCAAAGACAAACAGACCAAAAAGCUGGAGGAGGCUGAGGAAGAGGACUUGUCCAUGGUUUCUGAUGCUUCUUCUGGGCCUCCACACUUACACUUGCCAGAUGCACAAGAUAAUGGGAGCUUUUAUUCUGCAUCUAAGGCGGCAAAACUUGGCAAGAAAAGUAAAAAGAGGCAGAAAGUUAAGGAAAACCAACACUUGCCUUCUUUGCUUGAUGAUACUGCUAGCUCUCCGGUCUUUGACUUCUCCAUGAACAAUUUCACUGUGACCAAACAACAAACUUCCGCAGAGAGCAUGCUAGAUUACUCACAAGGCUUCUCUGCUACUUAUUAUGAGGAGAGAUCCUCAUUGCAAGACCACUUUGAGUUUUUACAGCAAUCUCAAUCAGAAAAUGGAGUUCGUAACAACAAAUGGUACGGAGAGAAAGAGAUGGGAAUGAUAUAAAGAUAAGUUCUAUUUCUACGGAUGGCUACCGCAGCUAUACAACUUGUUGCAGUGGAAGAUACUGAAGAUCGAUGAAGAUGGUGUGGAAGGAAUCUGAUCUCGAAAGGGAUUCUGAUCCUUUGUUUUCUAUUGUCAUAUCUUUUAGCUGUCAAUGCAGUGAGAAACAAACUGAAAGGAAGGAAAAUUUAGAAAUAAACUUUUUUUUUCUUCUUUUUUCUUUCAUAA
Messenger RNA from Glycine soja, 1364 nucleotides. RefSeq lists its product as uncharacterized. Lineage: Eukaryota; Viridiplantae; Streptophyta; Magnoliopsida; Fabales; Fabaceae. Bases 585 to 1139 code for a protein of 184 amino acids. The transcript is spliced from 4 exons. Gene Ontology annotation, biological process: cytokinin biosynthetic process. The record is from RefSeq and is a predicted model, not a curated record.